AUGGAGUACUUCGACUUCGAGGACGCUUCCCAUGCGAUUCCCCAAUUAGACCUUGACGAGCUCUCAUCGUUGACGGGCGAGGCAUGUGAGCGUGAUGCCACUGAUUGCUUCGAUUCGCUCUUCUUCGACAAAUCUGCUUUUCUCCCCGCAAGCCGACCAGCACCACCCACCACCGUCAUGCUGAAAUUGAUCAACAACAUCGAAAUCGAGGCAAUUCCACACACCUCUGACCUCUCGGCCGACUUCCCAAUGUUUCGUGCCAAAGAACCAUGUGACCUCUGCGCGAAGAUGGGCUUGGAUUGCUUCUUGGCUACGAGAGGAGCAAUGGUCACAGGCUGCACUUGCUGCAUUUCUCUAUACCGAGAAUGUAGCUUUGUGCACCCAAAGAUCCCCCGAGGCUUCGUCAACACCUUUCCUGGGAUCGCCGAGGACCAACAGAUUCCCGAAAAUGCAUUGACCGAACGCCGAAGGGCGAUGAAGUCGAUGGAGGAAGGACGUGGCCGCAAGACUGGCGCGCGGUUCCCACGAGAUGCAGUCAAGAUCUUGAAGCAAUGGCUUGCUGAACAUGCCGAUCAUCCAUAUCCCAAUGAGCGGGAAAAGGACGAGCUGAAGCAACUCACCGGGUUGAAGCGAAGCCAGAUCUCGAAUUGGCUUGCCAAUGCCCGGAGGCGAGGCAAAGUCAGGCCUGCUGAGUCGGGUCCAUCCUCUCCCAUGCUCGGAGCAAUCGACAUCCCUCAGAACCAAGAUGGCUCGGGUAUUGCGGAUCUUAACCCUCUAGACCGAUGGAAAGCAUCGCCGCCCGAACACGAACCGGCGUCCAUGACCGCCAUUGCCAGAGCCGUCACCUCCACGCCGCUCCCGGUCCGGAAUCCAUCUGUUUCGAGUCUUCAAGGCUCGCGACCCAACUCGCGACCCAGCUCUCGCCGGGCUUCGAGCGAGGAUGACUCGUCCUUUUCAAUGUUCCGCGCUCCCUCCGUUAGCAGUUUCGAAACCAGAGAGUCCAGUAACUCUGAUCUCACGUUUGCCUCCUCCCGAUCGAAUCGGUCAAAAGGGUCCUUCGCUUCCUCCCAAGAUCGGCGGAGGCGCAGGCGAGCACCGGUAGCGCAGCGCGCCGCUGCACAGCAAGCCAAAUCUCGAGCUGCGAGGAUAUUUCAGUGCACGUUCUGCACAGACUCGUUUCCCGCCAAGUAUGACUGGCAAAGGCACGAAAAGUCACUCCAUCUGGCACUCGAGCGCUGGAGCUGCUGUCCCAACGGAGGCACAAUGACGGAUGUUCUGACAGGUUUGGAGCUCUGUGUUUUCUGCCGUGAGCCAAAUCCCUCUGCGGCUCAUCUCGAGUCACACAAUUUCAACGCCUGUCAAGAGAAGACGGUGCAGGAGCGGACCUUUUACCGGAAGGAUCACCUUAGCCAGCACCUGAAGCUGAUGCACAAUGCGAAGGUGCAAUCUCAUAUGGACACCUGGAAGAGCACCACCAACGAACUCAAAUCCGGUUGUGGCUUCUGUCCAUCCAAGUUCACUACUUGGCAACAACGAGCUGAUCAUUUGGCCGCUCAUUUCAGAAACGGUGCCGACAUGUCACACUGGGCUGGGGACUGGGGAUUCGAACCGUACGUCGAAAGGCUGGUAGAGAACGCCAUUCCACCGUACCUCAUCGGCCACGAAAGGAAUACAAUGGAGCCAUACGUGGCCAGAGCCAUGGCAACACCUUCGUCGGCUGAAGGAGGCUUGACUACCGGUACUUCUGCGGAAAGCACUGAGCCUGACCAGAUGACGAAGGAUUCCAACUGCUGGGGGAGACUUGAACAAGAGUUGAGCAAAUUCGUCUCACAACAGAGAACUUUGGGUCAAAUACCUUCGGACAAGGACCUCCAGGACCAAGCUCGUAUGAUAAUCUACGAGGACAACGACCCGUGGAACUGGACCUGCGCAGACAACCAGCAGUGGCUUGACACUUUCAAGUACCAACAAGGCAUCGGUAGCACCACAGGUGCGAUGACAGCCUCGAAGGAUCUCGCCGAAGUGCCUAUCCUGGCUCCCUAUGUGAUCAAGGGAGGGCUGAAGUCCAAACCCGCGACUUCGCAAAGCCAUACGCGAAGGAAUCUAUCCACUGACUCUACUUGUGAUUCUUUCCAGGCGACUCCGGACUGUGGUAGCAUGCCAAAUUCGGCCACAGCGGCCACUUUUGAUAAUGGCAUGGAACUUGACUUUGACAGCAUCGACUUCAGCAAUCUUGACCUCGGCAUAGUAGAUGAGAUGAAUUUUGAUUUGGAGUUUGACAACAAUCAAGGAGGUGGUGCGGUGAGCGGCAUGUCUGUCUCGACCACACCCUUCUCCUCCAGCAUGCCGGGCGACACACUGUUCGGCUCGUACGGUGUGAGUCCAGCGAUGAAUAUGGGCAUGGGUAUGAACGCAGGUAUGCCCUUGCCGCAGACCAAGGCGCAGAACAACAGCCACCAGCUGAUGAGUGAGCAAGAUCUGAGCCAGCUCACUGGAUACAUGGCGGGUUUUAAUUGA
Messenger RNA from Cladophialophora yegresii CBS 114405, 2517 nucleotides. RefSeq lists its product as uncharacterized. Gene Ontology annotation, biological process: regulation of DNA-templated transcription. The transcript has a single exon. Gene Ontology annotation, molecular function: DNA binding. Bases 1 to 2517 code for a protein of 838 amino acids. Lineage: Eukaryota; Fungi; Ascomycota; Eurotiomycetes; Chaetothyriales; Herpotrichiellaceae. The record is from RefSeq and is a predicted model, not a curated record.